CUCUCUCUCUCUCUCUUUCUCUCUCUCUCUCUCCCCGAUCCCCGUAUCCAAAUCGCGAUCGCGAUCUCCGGAGCUUGCGUUAAUGGAGUCGAAGUCGACGGGGCGCUUCACGCUGGGGAGGCAAUCGUCGCUCGCUCCCGACCGCGGCGGCGGCGGGGAGCUCGAGCCCGUGCGCUCCGAGGGCUCCAAUGGCGGCGGCGCCCUCGCGGAGAUCGGCGCAGAGAUCCGCCUCAUGUACCUCGCGAACGAGGGCGACAUGGAAGGGAUCCGCGAGCUCCUCGACUCCGGCGUCGACGUCAACUUCAGGGACAUCGACGGGCGCACCGCGCUCCACGUCGCCGCUUGCCAGGGCUUCGCGGACGUGGUCGAGCUGCUGCUCGAGAGGGGGGCGCAGAUCGAUCCCGAAGAUCGGUGGGGAAGCACGCCAUUAGGAGAUGCAAUACAUUACAAGAACCAUGAUGUGAUCAAGCUUUUGGAAAAGCGUGGUGCUAAACUUAAGAUAGCUCCAAUGCAUGUUGAUAAUGCCCGCGAAGUUCCAGAAUACGAGAUAGACCCAAAGGAACUUGAUUUUAGUAACAGCAUCCAUAUAACAAAGGGUACAUUUCGUAUAGCAACAUGGCGUGGAAUUCAAGUUGCUGUGAAGCAACUUGAUGAAGAUCUAAUUACAGAUGAAGAUAAAGUAAGGGCAUUUAGGGAUGAACUUGCCUUGCUUCAACUAAUACGGCAUCCAAAUGUUGUCCAAUUUCUGGGUGCUGUUACUCAAAGUAGUCCAAUGAUGAUUGUCACAGAGUAUUUGCCUAAGGGCGAUCUUCGUGCAUUCUUGAGACAGAAGGGUGCAUUAAAGCCAACAUUGGCGGUUAAAUUUGCCCUUGAUAUUUCAAGGGGAAUGAAUUACUUGCAUGAGCAUAAACCAGAAGCCAUCAUCCACCGUGACCUUGAACCUUCAAAUAUACUACGAGAUGAUUCUGGGCAUCUGAAAGUUGCAGACUUUGGUGUUAGCAAGAUGCUGAAGUGGAGGAAAAAAGUUAAAGAAUAUAGGCCAUUGGAAUGUCAAGACGCUGCCUGCAGGUAUAUGGCUCCCGAGGUAUUCCUUAAUGAAGAGUACGAUACAAAAGUGGAUGUCUUUUCUUUCGCUUUGAUUCUACAAGAGAUCAUUGAAGGGUGCUCUCCGUUUGCCAAUAAAAAGGAUACUGAAGUGCCAAAAGCAUAUGCAGCUAAAGAAAGGCCGGCUUUUAGAGCUCCUAUGAAGCAUUAUUCGCAUGGAUUAAAAGAGUUAAUCGAGCAAUGUUGGAGCGAGAAUCCUUCCGACAGACCUCCUUUUAGAACAAUAAUCAAUCUUUUGACUAUAAUUCAAAGUGAAAUUGCUCACAAGAAGCGGUGGAAGGUGAGACCCUUAAAAUGCUUCCACAACCUAGAAGCCAUGUGGAAGAAAGAUCGUUCUAACAGUAACAGCCGAUCUUCACGUUCAUCCAAUUCGAAUUUGUGAAGUUUCCAAUGAUCUGCUUUUUCUGAAGAGUAAAUUCAAAUAGAGUGAAUGAGGAGCGACUUCAGCAUCAAAUAUGUUGCAUAAUCUAUUCUUAAACCUUGGCGUUCGAUGCUUGUUGGUAGGCUUAUGCAGGGCCCUACGACUGUUGGUAGAACAAAAAUCCUGCAAAAAUCUGUCAUUCUAUACUUAUUCGACCAUGUAUACAAUAUGUACCAUGUGAUAUCUUUUCCAAAUUAGGAAAUAAAUAUUGAUUGUGUUAUCGUGUGUACGAAA
Messenger RNA from Ananas comosus (pineapple), 1759 nucleotides. RefSeq names its product serine/threonine-protein kinase TNNI3K-like. Gene Ontology annotation, biological process: protein phosphorylation. The transcript is spliced from 12 exons. Bases 83 to 1486 code for a protein of 467 amino acids. Gene Ontology annotation, molecular function: protein kinase activity; protein binding; ATP binding. Lineage: Eukaryota; Viridiplantae; Streptophyta; Magnoliopsida; Poales; Bromeliaceae. The record is from RefSeq and is a predicted model, not a curated record.